AUGGAUGACAUAAAACAGUCCACAAAGGGAGGAACAUGGAUAAAAGAGAUAAAUGUAGCAUUUCAUUUAAACAGUAAAAUUACAUCAUAUGUGUUACCAAAGGAAUUCAGUGGCUUUGGCUCCGUUUUACAUGUGGGUGGUCUGCUGGGGUUCUGCCUGAACCUCAUCUCAGUAAUGGCCUUCCUGAGAGUAAAGGAGCUUAGAACACCUAGCAACAUCUUAAUUUUUAACCUGGCCCUUGCUGACCUUAGCUUCAGCUGCGAUACUCUUGCCUAUGCCAGCUACCUCAGAUACUGGCCCUUUGGCUCUCAGGGUUGCCAGAUUCAUGCUUUUCAGGGAAUGAUAUCCAUCCUGGCUACCAUCAGCUUUCUCUGUGAUGUUGCCUGGGACAGAUAUCACAUGUACUGCACUAAGCAGAAGAUGGUUUGGAGCACUUCUUUGACCUUGAGCACAAUCAUGUGGUCUCUGGCUGUCUUCUGGGCUGCUCUGACUUUGCCCUUCAUUGGCUGGGGUGUGCUUGACUAUGAGCCAAUGAAAGUAGGCUGCACACUGUACUACACUACAGGGGACAGGUAA
Molecule: messenger RNA, 576 nt
Organism: Electrophorus electricus (electric eel)
Lineage: Eukaryota; Metazoa; Chordata; Actinopteri; Gymnotiformes; Gymnotidae
Source: RefSeq, a predicted model, not a curated record